CAGCGAGCAGAGCUCUCGUAUACGAAUGCGUUCCACACUCACACACGUGAUGUUACCACUUGGCUAUUAUUGUUACAAAGUAGUUGCAUGUAGAAGUUCCUCGAGCUUUUGAGAACACAAACGGUCGUAUCAACAGAAAUAAUUAUUUUUGGAUUUACCGAAACCUCAAUCGCAGGCGAUAUAGUCCUCUGUGAAGCGUUCGCCGAGAGGACAAAUAUCCAGAAAUAAACACAAGCAAUCAUGACUGAAGCUGAAGUGAAUCCCAAGGCCUACCCCCUGGCCGACGCCACACUGUCCAAAACCAUCCUGGACCUCGUUCAGCAAGCCUCCAACUACAAACAGUUGAGGAAAGGGGCCAAUGAGGCCACCAAGACAUUGAACCGUGGUAUCUCCGAGUUCAUUGUGAUGGCUGCUGAUGCUGAGCCGCUGGAGAUCAUCCUCCACCUGCCACUGCUCUGCGAGGACAAGAAUGUCCCCUACGUGUUUGUGCGAUCCAAGCAGGCCCUGGGGCGCGCCUGUGGGGUCUCCCGCCCGGUCAUCGCCACCUCGGUCACCAUCAAGGAGGGUUCUCAGCUGAAGCCCCAGAUCCAGUCUACCCAGAUGGCCAUUGAGAGACUGCUGGUCUGAUCUGGUUACUUAUCUGCUCUGUUUGUAUUGGAUAGUCUGAGAGACGGAUUAUGUUUUGUCUUUGGAAGAGACAUUUUGUGUACAUGUAUCAAUUUCACUUUUGUCAGGGACAUUCAAAUAAAGUCAUUAAUUCUUUUGUGAUAAAACAAACAUGAGUUUCUUCCAUUGUCAGACCAGUGCAGUAUAACAGUGUAUGCAAGAGAAUGGUUGAGAACCUGAGAUGGAGGAUUUUAUGUUUUUAGGGGGUCCUCAAACUGUCUUGACAGCAUUUAAAUGUGCCCAUUGAAGUCCUGUUGAGCGUUUUAACGCAGCCUCAAAGCAGGAAUCAGUUUACAAUGAGACUAUCACUGACGUGAGAAUCCAAAAGAUAAAUGUAAACAGUCUGCACCCUUGUUGAGCAAAUGUUUUGGCCACCGUGGCUGAGCCACUCAUUAUACAGCACGGAGGUUUAAGAAUUGUUACGUUGCUUUGAAACAGCAUGGGAAGUCUUCCAAAUAGGACAGCGCAGAAGUGAUCCAGCCCGUUUUGUAGUAAGGUCCUGUUAAAAAUAACAUUCCUGUUCCAGCCGCAGUGUGCAUGCAAACACUUACUUGCUAUGUAAACUUUGUUCUAACGUUGGGAUGUUUGUUGGGUGGGUUAGAGACCCACUGGUAUUGAAGCCAUGUACCUACCUCCAGACAUAAUGGGUUCUGGAUCAUGAGACAAUAUGGAAGGCCAGAGGGAUCACAUUGGAUGUGUGUGGAGCAGGAGGAAAGAGUUCUACCCAGUCCGCCCAAGGUCCUGUUACACUGUCGGUUAGUGAAGGGGGGCAGAUGUCAGUCUCUGACAGGCCAGUGAACCAGUGGGUAAAGGCAGGUGAGACUCCUGACUGAAAACAGUACUAUGCCAUGACUUCAGAUAUCAAUGUGUGAAAAUAAAGCGCAACAUGUCAAGUGUUGAUUUCAUGAGCUGAACUAAAGGAUCCCAGAAAAUAGACAACCAUAAUGUCAAACCAAAAACAGGUUUUUAUAAAUAUUUGCUAAUUAAAAAAAAUUAAACAUUGAAA
Oncorhynchus masou masou (cherry salmon) is the source of this 1672-nucleotide messenger RNA. RefSeq names its product NHP2-like protein 1. Gene Ontology annotation, cellular component: small-subunit processome; precatalytic spliceosome; box C/D methylation guide snoRNP complex. Lineage: Eukaryota; Metazoa; Chordata; Actinopteri; Salmoniformes; Salmonidae. The coding region runs from base 241 to 627 and encodes 128 amino acids. Gene Ontology annotation, molecular function: RNA binding. The record is from RefSeq and is a predicted model, not a curated record. The transcript has 3 exons. Gene Ontology annotation, biological process: maturation of LSU-rRNA; maturation of SSU-rRNA; ribosome biogenesis.